Molecule: messenger RNA, 1578 nt
Organism: Coccomyxa subellipsoidea C-169
Lineage: Eukaryota; Viridiplantae; Chlorophyta; Trebouxiophyceae; Coccomyxaceae
Product: FAD/NAD(P)-binding domain-containing protein
Exons: 15
Coding region: 1-1578 (525 amino acids)
Molecular function (GO): NADH dehydrogenase activity; calcium ion binding
Source: RefSeq, a predicted model, not a curated record
AUGAGCUUUUUCCGGUCACCUGAAAAGCCUUUCCACUGCAAAGAUAAGCCCACUAUUGUCAUUCUUGGGACUGGCUGGGGAGCAAUUAGCUUCUUGAGAGCGCUCAAGCCCCUCCAUAGUAACCAGUAUAAUGUGCAGAUCGUGUCCCCCCGCAACUACUUCUUGUACACGCCCCUGCUGCCUGCAUCUGCCACCGGCACAGUGGACACUCACUCCAUAGUAGACCCCAUUCGCAGCCACCUGGACGCCCGCUGCAACUACUACGAAGCAGAAUGCUUAAACAUCGAUGCAAAGGAGAAGAUUCUGACAUGCGGCUACACGAAGCCCUUCAGGGAAGCAUCGGACGCGGGCCAAAAGGAUCACACCUUCCAGAUGAAGUAUGAUGUCCUCAUUGUGGCGAUCGGCGCAGUGACCAACACGUUUGGCGUGCCGGGGGUGGACGAGAACUGCUUCUACAUGAAGAGCGCAGAGGACGCCAAAGCGCUGCGAGAGCGCAUAAAUGCAUGCUUCGAGCUGGCCAACCUGCCAGACACCACCGACGAGGAGCGCAAGCGCCUCCUCAGCUUUGUCAUCGUGGGUGGAGGCCCGACAGGCACAGAGCUGGCAGCAGAGAUGAACGAUCUGGUGAUAAUUUUGGAGGACAUGUUGCGGUACUUCCCGCGCAUAACCAGGAGCCAGGUGACAAUAAAACAGAUAGACAGCCAUGACCACAUCCUCAGCGCUUUUGACCGCACCAUCGCUGAGUAUGCCACCGAGCACUUCCGCCGCUCCGGCAUCGACCUCGUUCUCGCCUGCCGGGUGAAGGCAGUGGAGCCAGGGGCGGUAGUGGUGCAGAAGGGCAAGGAGACCGACCGCAUUCCCUUUGGCACAUGCAUCUGGACCACAGGCAUCCGCAUGCACCCCCUAGCAGAGCGCCUUGCAGACGGGCAGGAGCACUGGCGCUCGUUGAUGGUGGACAACAACCUGCGCGUGAAGGGCUCUGACAGUAUUUUCGCACUUGGCGACGCCGCUACCAUUGAGCAGGAGAGGGUGCUGCGGCAUGCAGAGGAGCUGUUUGAGCAGGGUGAUGCAAACCAUGAUGGCAUGCUGUCCUCAGACGAACUGCAGCAGCUGCUCCUCCUGAACGUGAAGAAGUAUCCGCAGCUGGCGGAGAUUGCGGCGCGCGUGCCCAAAAACACGGUGCUCUCCAAGGAGGCCUUCCUCAAACACCUGGAGGAGCUGGACAAGAGCCUGCGCUCCGUUCCCGCCACUGCCCAGGCUGCACACCAGGAAGGCCACUACCUGGGCAAGCUUUUCAGAAAGUACAAGAUUGAUCCUGCAACCAAAGAAGUGGUGCCAGAGGAUGCACCGGAGUUUGAGUACAAGCCGCUGGGGACGAUCGCCUACAUAGGCCACGACAAGGCGGUGCUUGACCCGGGGCCGUCGGCGCCGUUUCUCCGCUACAUUCGUGGCUGGCUCAUGGGCCUCGGCUGGAAGUCCGCCGAGGUGUUCAUGCAGAUCUCCUACAAGAACAUGUGGCUGGUGUCCAGGGAUUUCCUCAAGGCCAAGAUCUUUGGCAGGGACAUCUCAGAUGUGUGA